CAAAUUCUUAUCGGAACAAUCCCAUUGAAUCAACCUCAUUUCCAAAUAACAACUUGUGCCCUGACAAACCGCAAAUGACCAUGGUGGGCAAUUGGAAAACUAGAUUAUUAUUUUACAGCAUUACCCUGGGAAGUUCUCUUUUAAUCUUAAAACAUUGGUUCCUCUACAGCAAAAUUCCAUUGAGAAAGAUGUCCAAUCAGCGAAUGUCUCCAAAAUUAUUCUUCAACAGCGAGCCACAGACAAGAAGAAGUAGAAACGAUUUGAAACUCGUUCUGUUCUACACGACUUUAUUCGGUGAACGACCGUGGCAAGGUCUGAUCAACGAUUACAAUUUCACGAACUGGAACGGAAUACCUUGUGGUGUGCAGGCAUGCAGAAUCUCUUACAAUCGGAAAGACCUUGACCGGAGUGAUGCAGUGAUAUUCCACGGACGGGAUUUACCGAGUGUUCAUCACAUGAAACGCAUAAUGAAGUAUAAAACUCCACAUCAAAGAUGGGUUUAUUUCAUACACGAAAGCCCAAAAUUUACUUAUUACGAACCAUGGCUGUAUAACGGGUUCUUCAACUGGACAAUGUCCUAUCGGAGGGAUUCGGAUUUCUUCGUGCCUUACCGAACGUACACCCGACUUCAGCCCGACGAGAUUGCAAACGAGGAAACCCAGGAUAGAAAUUAUGCUCUAAGCAAAGAUAGACUUGUGGUUUGGGUCGUGAGUAACUGCCAUGGUUUGCGAGAAGAGUUCGUCAAAAAAUUAAUGAAGUACGUCAAAGUGGAUGUGUAUGGACGAUGUUCAAGGAGAUUUAACCAAACUGAAACGUGUCCGAGACAAUCUUCCGCUUGUGAAGAUACCUUAAAACGCUACAAAUUCAUUCUUUCAUUUGAAAAUUCAUACUGCUCGGAUUACGUAACAGAAAAGUAUUGGUACACCCCAUUGGACCGCGAUAUUGUGCCGGUGGUUUUUGGUGGCGCUUCCUACGACCAGAAAAUCGCUAUACCGGGCUCUUUUAUCAACGUUUUGGAUUUCCCGUCGAUUAAAACUCUAGCCGAUUAUUUACUAUUCCUGGACAGAAACGACAAAGCUUACAACGGGUAUUUUUCGUGGCGAAAACGCUUUAAACCGGUUCUUCCCGAAUCAUGGACUUGUCAUAUGUGCGCUGCACUCAACAACAAUUCAAUACCGUCCAAGAUUCAAAACAAUCUGGAGGAAUUUUGGGGAGAAAGAAGCAACUGUGCAACCAACGAAAGAAGGAUAAGGAAAUUAGUAGAAAAAAUGGACUGAAAUGCUAUUUGAGACAAUGUGGUAGAAUUAGUAUUUUUUUCUUUUAGAAAAUUACUUUUGAAAUAUUUGCGAGGAGAAAGAGACACUCAGCGUGACUAGGGCAAGUCCUCAAUCACACGAGUCGUCAAUCACGCGUAAGAGACAGCCGCGCGUGUUUCGAGAACUAAACGCGUGUCGAGAGAGUGUCUAAAUAGAUACACACUUUUUAAAACAACACACUUUUCGCGACAACAGCAACUUGAACUCUCGAGGUACUCGCAAGGGUCGAGAUAGCUGCGCUUCCCGAGAUAUUCGUGCGCGUCGCGACAGCAGCAGCAGUGAGUUCUUUGCUGGGCCUAGUCGAAUGGAGUCAACUUAUUUUAACCAUUCCUUGUAAUAUGCUGAUAUUUUCGAUUUCCUCGAUAACUUAAUACACUGCUAACCUGUAGAUGAAGUUUUUCUUAACAAUAAACGCUGCCAAUACAGUUAAGUAA
Messenger RNA from Stylophora pistillata, 1750 nucleotides. Its product is annotated as core alpha-(1,3)-fucosyltransferase. The record is from RefSeq and is a predicted model, not a curated record. Gene Ontology annotation, cellular component: membrane. NCBI's taxonomy places the organism in Eukaryota, Metazoa, Cnidaria, Anthozoa, Scleractinia, Pocilloporidae. Gene Ontology annotation, molecular function: fucosyltransferase activity.